UCGCCGCACGAGCUCGGACUGCUGGAGAUAAUCUGCGAGGAGGAGGAGCUGUCAAAGUUUCCCAGGGAAGGAAAAGUCUUUAACUUAAGGAUAAAAUACACCUAAAGAUUUUUCAGUUUUGAUAAAGCGGAAUAUCGCCUGUUGUUGGCAUGGAAUGACACCUUGUGACCGGGAGCUUCAGAAACACGAUGGCAAGCCGUUUGGUGAAGUGGAUCAUUCUCACCUCUGUCUGCUUAGGCUGCUGUGCUCUGGCGGAAAGGAAAGCAGCAUGCCAAGGCACCACAAAUGGUUUAAACCUCCUGGGUUCCAAAGAGGACCACUACCUGAACAUGGUGAAGACUUACAGCAACUGCACUGUCGUCUUGGGAAACCUGGAGGUCACCCACAUUGAGGAUGGCCGUGACCUGUCCUUUCUCACGUCUAUUGAAGAAGCGGGCGGCUAUGUGCUGAUAGCCCUCAACACAGCGAAGAAGAUUCCUCUGCAGAAUCUGCGCAUCAUUCGAGGUCAUUCGCUCUACGAGGGAUCGUUUGGCCUCGCUGUUCUGACCAAUUAUGACCCAGAAACAGACAAGGACACCGAUCAGCUUCUUCUCACCAGCCUCACAGAAAUUCUUAAAGGAGGUGUACAGUUUGGGACUAACCAACCCUGCAAUGUGGAAACGAUACAGUGGUAUGACAUUGUCAACGGUGAUAACAAACCCAAAAUGGUGCUGCCAUUGGACAUCAGCCCUUCGCGAUGCGAAAGAUGCGACUCAAGCUGCUCUAAUGGCUCAUGCUGGGCACCUGGUCGUCAAAACUGUCAGACGUUCACAAAGCUGAACUGUGCAGAGCAGUGCUCUAAGAGAUGCAAAGGACCUUACCCCAUCGACUGCUGUAAUGAGCAUUGUGCUGCGGGCUGCACAGGACCGCGGGCCAGCGACUGUCUGGCCUGUAGGGACUUCCAGGACGAUGGGGUGUGUAAAGACUCCUGCCCAGGCCUCAUGCGCUACGACCCCAACCUGCACCAGCUGGUACCCAACCCACAUGGGAAGUACAACUUUGGGGCCACCUGCGUCAAGAGCUGCCCACGUAACUAUGUUGUAACGGAUCAUGGAUCGUGUGUCCGGACGUGCAGUGCUAACACAUACGAGGUGGACGAGGGAGGAAUCAGGAAGUGCGCCAAAUGUAAUGGACUGUGCCCAAAAGUGUGUAAUGGACUUGGAAUAGGAGACCUGACUCACAUUAUGUCUAUCAAUGCCACCAACAUUGACUCAUUAAAAAACUGCACGAAAAUCAAUGGCAACAUUGCUAUCAUCCACACAUCAAUUCAUGGGGAUACAUUUACCAAGACACCAAAGAUGGAGCUUUCCCAGCUUGAAGUGUUUAAGACAGUUAAGGAAAUAACUGGAUACUUGUUGAUCCAAACGUGGCCAGAUAGCAUGAGCUCACUCAGUCCUUUUGAGAAUUUGGAGAUCGUUCGAGGAAGAACUAAACGUGGUAGCCGUAGUUUGAUGAUAGCUCAGCUCUCUAUCAACCACUUGGGCCUUCGUUCCCUAAAAGAAAUCAGCGAUGGAGACGUGGUCAUCUAUCAGAACCAAAACCUGUGCUACACCAACAAAAGCCACUGGAAGAGGCUCUUCAAAUCAGAAAGCCAGACUGCCAACAUAGAGGGAGAUGCUGAUGCUGCCACAUGUGCCCUGUUGAACAACACUUGCGACAGGAAGUGUACCGCGGACGGCUGCUGGGGUCCCGGCCCUGACAUGUGUUUUGCCUGUCGAGAUUACAACCGAGUUGGGACCUGUGUUGACUCCUGCAACAUCCUGGAGGGAGAGCUGCGAGAGACUACGGUGAAUAAAACCUGCAUCGAGUGUCACCCUGAGUGUCAUCGCAUGAAUGGGAGCGCGACCUGCAGUACUCCGGGAUCUGGAAACUGUACUAAGUGUGCCAACUACCAGGAUGGCCUGUUCUGUGUUCCUCGGUGUCCACAAGGCGUGCCAGGGGAGGACGACAUGCUGGUGUGGAAAUACGCAGACGAGAUGAAAGUGUGCAAGCUCUGCCACAAAAACUGCACUCAGGGUUGCAGUGGGCCUGGUCUUCAAGGCUGCCAGAAUAAAAGCUCUGGCCUCUCCAUGAUCGCGGCUGGUGUUGUCGGUGGGCUGCUGGCUGUUCUUAUUGCAGGCCUGUCUGUGUUUGUGUUGAUGCGCCGACGCCACAUCAAGAGGAAGAGAACAACGCGCAGACUUCUGCAAGAGAGAGAGUUGGUUGAACCCCUAACUCCUAGUGGAGAAGCACCAAACCAGGCUCUGUUGCGAAUCCUGAAGGAACCCGAAUUCAAGAAACUCAAAGUGCUGGGCUCAGGAGCCUUUGGUACAGUUUACAAGGGCCUGUGGGUUCCAGAGGGAGAGGAUGUGAAGAUCCCUGUGGCUAUCAAGGUUUUGAGAGAGGCUACUUCACCAAAAGCAAACAAAGAGAUCUUGGACGAGGCUUAUGUGAUGGCCAGUGUGGAGCACCCCCACGUGUGUCGUCUGCUCGGCAUCUGCCUGACCUCCACAGUGCAGCUCGUCACUCAGCUGAUGCCGUACGGCUGCCUGCUGGACUAUGUCAAAGAGAACAAGGACAAUAUCGGCUCCCAGUACCUGCUCAACUGGUGUGUGCAGAUAGCCAAGGGUAUGAACUACCUGGAGGAGCGCCGCUUAGUACACCGUGACUUGGCAGCGAGAAAUGUUUUGGUGAAGACUCCUCAACAUGUCAAGAUCACCGACUUUGGUCUGGCCAAACUCCUCAACGCAGACGAGAAAGAGUACCAUGCAGAUGGGGGAAAGGUACCAAUAAAAUGGAUGGCUCUUGAAUCUAUCCUGAACCGAACAUACACACACCAGAGUGACGUAUGGAGUUAUGGCGUAACAGUUUGGGAGCUGAUGACAUUUGGGAGCAAACCGUAUGAUGGGAUUCCAGCCAGUGAAAUAGCCGGGGUCCUGGAGAAAGGGGAGCGACUGCCUCAACCUCCAAUCUGUACCAUCGACGUCUACAUGAUCAUGGUGAAAUGUUGGAUGAUUGAUGCGGACAGCCGACCACGUUUCCGGGAACUUAUAGCUGAGUUUACAAAAAUGGCACGGGAUCCUUCUCGAUAUCUGGUCAUUCAGGGCGAUGAUCGCAUGCACCUACCGAGUCCUUCAGACACUAAAUUGUACCGCAGCCUGAUCAGCGGAGAUGGCAUGGAGGACGCUGUGGACGCUGACGAGUACUUGGUGCCACAACAUGGCUUCUUCAGCAGCCCGAGCACCUCCAUCACCCCGCUGCUUCACUCCACAAGCCUCAACAGUAGCAUUGGAACGUGCCACGGCAGAAAUGGCAUAUUGAAUGGAUUCCCGAGCAGAGAUGGCAGCAUGGUCCUCCGAUAUAUUCCUGACCCCACAGAAAAACUUUUAGAUGACGCCUUCCUACCAUCUCCAGAAUACAUGAACCAGAACGGAGUCUCUGAUGUGAUGAAUCCCAUCUACCAGCACCCGGGUCCUCCUCGCACCAUGCUGCCCACCAUCUCCUCAGACGACACAGAGUCAGAGUACCUUAACUGCUUUAAAAACGAGGCAACUGGACCCGAGUAUCUGAACGAAAUCCCGCUCCAAGCCACCCACCCACUCCACUCGAAUGGCACGGUCCACAGCGUUCAGAAAUACCAGCCACAGAAUAGCAUGGACAACCCGGAUUAUCAAUAUGAUUUCACUCCCGCCUUCAAGACCCACGCCAACGGACACAUCCCAGCGGCGGAGAACGCAGAGUAUCUGGGCCCAGACUGA
This is a messenger RNA of Trematomus bernacchii (emerald rockcod), 3776 nucleotides long. RefSeq names its product epidermal growth factor receptor a (erythroblastic leukemia viral (v-erb-b) oncogene homolog, avian) (gene egfra). Gene Ontology annotation, molecular function: epidermal growth factor receptor activity; ATP binding; epidermal growth factor binding. The transcript has 28 exons. Gene Ontology annotation, biological process: positive regulation of kinase activity; multicellular organism development; protein phosphorylation. The record is from RefSeq and is a predicted model, not a curated record. Gene Ontology annotation, cellular component: basal plasma membrane; signaling receptor complex. Lineage: Eukaryota; Metazoa; Chordata; Actinopteri; Perciformes; Nototheniidae. Bases 189 to 3776 code for a protein of 1195 amino acids.